This is a messenger RNA of Dendrobium catenatum, 2405 nucleotides long. RefSeq names its product zeaxanthin epoxidase, chloroplastic. Gene Ontology annotation, cellular component: membrane; chloroplast. The record is from RefSeq and is a predicted model, not a curated record. The coding region runs from base 167 to 2140 and encodes 657 amino acids. Gene Ontology annotation, biological process: abscisic acid biosynthetic process. The transcript is spliced from 16 exons. Gene Ontology annotation, molecular function: zeaxanthin epoxidase activity; FAD binding; protein binding. NCBI's taxonomy places the organism in Eukaryota, Viridiplantae, Streptophyta, Magnoliopsida, Asparagales, Orchidaceae.
AGAAAAGAAAAUAUGUCAGAAUAGCUCUGUGGUUGAAGAAAAGAGCAAUAUGUGCGAAGAAAAGUCGGCAUUUUUAAGAGAAUUGCUCAUUAUCCAGUUCCCGGAGUACGGUACUGCUUCUGCGAGUGGUAAAAGUAACUUGAUUUCUCAUUGAGACGACGCCAUUAUGGUGCUCUUCCGCGCUGCUCUCCUCCCUUUUCCUACCCACUUGUCAUAUCUAUCUCCGGUUCUUCUACCCGAUGAACCUUAUCUAGUUUCCCUCCAAAGGAAUCGAUUUUACAACGGUAGGAAGCAGAUGUGGAGGCAGAGGGGGAUUCUUACAUCGGCUACCGGCAAUCUGGCCCAAGUGGGGUCUGCUCUGCCGGAGUUGGAUCUGGAGCGCAAGAAGCUUCGUAUUCUCAUCGCCGGGGGUGGGAUUGGUGGGUUGGUGCUGGCGCUGGCGGUGAAGAAGAAGGGUUUCGAUGUGUUGGUGUUUGAGAAGGACAUGAGCGCGAUUAGAGGGGAGGGGCAGUAUAGGGGGCCGAUUCAGAUUCAAAGCAACGCACUGGCUGCGCUCGAGGCUAUCGACUCGCAGGUGGCCGAGGAAGUGAUGGAAACAGGAUGUGUAACUGGCGACAGGAUAAAUGGUCUUGUCGACGGGAUUUCUGGUACCUGGUAUAUCAAGUUUGAUACGUUCACUCCAGCUGCAGAACGUGGCCUUCCUGUUACAAGGGUCAUAAGUCGCAUGUCUUUGCAGCAAAUAUUAGCCAAUGCUGUUGGUUAUGAUGUUAUUUUGAAUGAUAGUAAAAUUGUAGAUUUUGCCGACCAUGGAAACAAGGUGACUGUGAUUCUUGAAAAUGGUCAGCAGUAUGAAGGUGAUCUUCUUGUUGGAGCAGAUGGUAUUUGGUCUAAGGUACGGGAGAUCUUAUUUGGUUACAGUGAGGCAUCUUACUCAGGAUAUACUUGCUAUACUGGUAUUGCGGAUUUUGUGCCUCCUGAUAUAGACACUGUUGGGUACCGUGUUUUUCUUGGUCACAAGCAAUAUUUUGUUUCUUCAGAUGUUGGUGCUGGAAAAAUGCAAUGGUAUGCAUUCCACAAUGAACCACCGGGUGGCUCUGAUGUGCCAAAUGGUAAAAAGGAAGUACUUCUCAAGAUAUUUAAUGGGUGGUGUGAUAAUGUUAUUGAUUUGAUAAAUGCAACCGACGAGGAAGCCAUUCUUAGACGUGACAUUUAUGAUCGCAUCCCAAUCUUUACUUGGGGAAAAGGGCGUGUGACAUUGCUUGGGGAUUCUGUUCAUGCAAUGCAGCCAAACAUGGGUCAGGGUGGCUGCAUGGCUAUUGAGGAUAGCUACCAGCUUGCACUUGAACUUGAGAAAGCUUGGAAAAAAAGCAUUCAGAGCAGAAAACCCGUGGAUAUAAAAUCUUCUCUAAAACGAUAUGAGAAGGAAAGAAGACUUCGUGUGGCUGUAAUUUAUGGAAUGGCGAGAAUGGCUGCAAUCAUGGCUUCUACUUAUAGGCCAUAUUUGGGUGUAGGGCUUGGACCUUUGUCGUUCUUGACAAAAUUAAAAAUACCACAUCCUGGGAGAGUUGGUGGCAGAUUUAUCAUCAAAUAUGCGAUGCCUUUAAUGCUAAGUUGGGUCCUAGGUGGCAACAGCUCAAAACUUGAAGGAAGAUCACCUACCUGCCGCCUCUCUGAUAAGGCAAGCGACCAAUUACAAAAGUGGUUUGAAGAUGAUGACGCCCUGGAACGAGCUCUUGGUGGAGAGUGGUAUCUCUUUCCUUUAAAUAAUGGUGAUUUGCAGCCUAUUCGACUGGUCAGAGAUGACAAGAGAUUUUAUAUCAUUGGGAGUAUUUCAAAUGAUGGCUCGGAAGGAACAUUGAUCCAUUUACCUUUUCCGCAGGUUCAUAAAGUUCAUGCGCGUAUAACGUGCAAAAAUAGUAUCUUUUACUUGACCGACUUGCAGAGCCAGCAUGGUACCUGGAUUAUUGACAAUGAAGGAAGACGAUACCAAUUACCGCCAAAUUCGCCCGUUCGUGUCCGUUCAUCGCACUCUAUUGAAUUUGGUUCUGAUAAGCAAGCUAUCUUCAAGGUAAAGGUGCUGAGCACAUCGCAGGAAAGACCAGCUGCAAAUGAAGGGCAAAAGGUUUCACAGGUUUUUUGACUAAACUGUAUGAUGCAGAUUAAGGCUUUCUUUGGGACAGCUUUCUUGCUGCUUCUUAAAACAGCUUUCUAGUAUAAAAAUUUUAAUUUUUAUACAAAAAAAUUAUUUUAAGAAGUAGUAAGAAAGCCGUCCCAAACGAGGCUUAAUCCAAUUCCGAUUGCUACUGUACAGCUUUGCAAAUCACACAUAGUAUAGACAAUAUAUCUGGUAAAUCAAUUUUGGUUAACUUUAUUCUUUUCUAUGUAAUAUAAAACAUUUGUCCUCC